ACCAAGUGAUGGAUAAAUUGCGACGAGUUUUGAGUGGAGACGAGUCGGUCGGCAGCGGCGGUGAUGUCAAUGAACAGGGAUUCGCCGCUCAGAUAUGGUCGGCCACAUCACUCAAUUGGUCCACUCGUAUACAAGGCUUUGCCGUCUGUUUUGUCUUGGGUUUCAUCUUCUCUAUGUUGGGAAUCGUUUUAAUAGCGUUACCGAAAGGCUUACUAUUAUUCGCCAUGUUUUACACGAUAGGAAAUCUGACAUCGACGGCCAGUACCAUGUUUUUGAUGGGACCCUUACGUCAGAUUAAAAAGAUGUUUAACGAGACACGAGUGUUGGCCACUCUCGGCGUCUUUCUAUUCAUGAUUUUAACCCUUGUAUCGGCCCUUUGGUGGAAGAGAGCCCUUCUGGCCGUUAUCUUCUCUAUUCUUCCGUUCCUGGCCUUCACGUGGUAUGCAUUCAUCUCUUAUAUCGUAUUCACUUUCAUACAUCCCAUUCGCGAGAGAUAUUGUCCGCAAAACCAUCACGUCUUGUGUCUGAAUCUCAUUUAAUGUUUAAAUAUAUGGCUUUUUAAUACAAUUAUUAUAAUAAACAUACAAUCCUUUUGUGUUUUAUUUUUGCGAUACAAUUGAAUAUUUUAUUAAAAACUGUCUACACUAAAUAUUUAAUAUUGAUUGUUAUAGAUAUAAUCAAAAACAAUUUACAAAUUUUAAUUACUAUAUAUUUAUAAUUAAAUU
Medioppia subpectinata is the source of this 725-nucleotide messenger RNA. The record is from the annotation of a GenBank genome assembly. NCBI's taxonomy places the organism in Eukaryota, Metazoa, Arthropoda, Arachnida, Sarcoptiformes, Oppiidae.